UUUAACAAUAAAUAAGGGGGAAAAAAAGAAACCACCCUUAUUAAAACUGGCAACAUGAAAUAUCAUCGCCGUACCACGUGACCCGGCCAACCCCCUUAUCAAAAUUACAAAUCGGCUGAGAAAAUCGUUUUAUUUGGCCGGAUGGCGAUUUUAAUCGCUUAAUUUAAAUUAAUUUCUCUAAUUAAGGGCAUUAUAUUCUAGUUUGAUUAACAUUAAAAUCCCUUCGGCCAGCACUCUACAAGAUGCUAACAUUUAAUGUGGCACUUUUGUUCAUUUUGGCACUGAAUACCAAUUUUAAAUGCAUUCGAUCGGAUAUGUUCGAUCAGGCCGAAACCGAGCUGACCAUGACCAUCAAGCCCAGGACCACCGAAUGCUUUUACCAAUUUGCCAAGACCGGAGAGAUCCUGGAGAUUGAAUUUCAGGUUGUCGAUUCGAGCUUUGGAGAAAUGGACAUAAACAACGAAAUGACUAUUACGUUUUAUUUAUAUUCGCCACAAGGUCGACAACUGAUUGCGGAUUAUCAAAAACCGGAUGCAAUUCAUAGGCACGACGUUAAAGAAGACGGAGAUUACAAGUUUUGUUUCGACAACGAAUUCAGCCACUUUGCCACAAAAUCCGUAUAUUUCGAGGUGUACGUGGAUUCGGACAGCGACGACAUUCGAUGGGACGACGUCCAGAUGGACUUCCCCACGGAGAUUUCAGAAUACACCGACAGCAUAGAACAGAUAAAAGAAUCCAUAAAUAAAGUGAGAGACAAUCUGAAUAAAAUGAAACACUUUCAGGAUCAAAAGAGGGCCAUCGAAGCUCGCGACAGGAGUGUCCAAGAGCAUAACUUCACUCGAGUCAACUUCUACUCCAUUCUGGCCAUAUGCGUCAUGCUCUGCGUCGGUGCCGUUCAGGUACUCACCAUCAGAAGUCUAUUCGAAGACAAGAGCAAACUGCACAAAAUAUUCAAACUGUUGUCCUGAUGAAAAAAAAAAUGGCCGAAAGAGUAAGCGCGGUUUUUUUUUUUUUUAUUAUUAUUUUAUUUUCUGGCCAAAAAUUUUUCUGAUUUAUUUCCUAGUCAAAACAAUUGAUUUGUCGUAUUGGAGUGCCUUAAUUAGUUCCUAAACUAUUUAGUUCACACUUAAUUUUUGUUUUAUGUCUGUUUUAAAGUUUAAUUAAUCCUUGAAUCACAUAAAAAAAAAGACUUAUGCUGCUGUUUAAAUCAUAUUUUUCGACUUCUGAAAUUCCUACAAAACAAAAAUCAAAUCUAGCAAUUCUCUGCCAGUUUUAUGGUAGACAAAGAUAACAGUUUUAUGGUAGACAUUACAAUAAAAAUACCUGAAUUUUGGGCAGCUCAAUAUCAAUUGGGACAACCGAGAACUUCACGAAGCUGUAUUUUUAACCCGUGUCUUCCAAGCAAUAAGUUUAAACGUAACCAAGUCUCGAUUAUCCUUGUGCCUUCGAAUUAACUUUCGGUGGAAUUUUUCCAUUUGGCAGAUUAUCCUCGUCCUUUUUCGAUGGCGGAAAUUUUAACGUAUUUGAAUACUCAGCAAUUUUUAAAUUUCGUAUUUAUCCGAGAAAUUUUAUAAGCGGAGAUAAUCGGGUUCAUCCGUUACAGUAAUACAACGAACAAAUUUAUAUUUUUGUUCUCAAAUAAACCGCUACGUACAAAA
Centruroides sculpturatus (bark scorpion) is the source of this 1658-nucleotide messenger RNA. Its product is annotated as transmembrane emp24 domain-containing protein 5-like. The transcript is spliced from 4 exons. Gene Ontology annotation, cellular component: COPII-coated ER to Golgi transport vesicle; endoplasmic reticulum; endoplasmic reticulum-Golgi intermediate compartment. Bases 243 to 968 code for a protein of 241 amino acids. Lineage: Eukaryota; Metazoa; Arthropoda; Arachnida; Scorpiones; Buthidae. Gene Ontology annotation, biological process: intracellular protein transport; endoplasmic reticulum to Golgi vesicle-mediated transport; Golgi organization. The record is from RefSeq and is a predicted model, not a curated record.